AUGUCCACUGUCAGACGUGGCAAAGCCAUGCCAACCGACGGCCCAACGGCCAAGUUUCUGUAUACCAUUAUCAAACAGCUGGACCUGAAAUGCAUCGAUUGGAAUUUGGUUGCAUCGCAGCUCGAAAUUUCUAAUGGCCACGCCGCUCGCAUGCGCUACUCACGGUUCCGACAGCAAAUGGAGGGCAUCACGUCCACGCCCCGGUCUUCCCGAACCAAAAAGGCAGCAACAAAAUCGACAAAAGCAGGAGCAAGCGCUGGAAAAGGAGAAAUGCAAAAGGAGAUAUCUCCACCGCCUACGCAGAUGGUGAAGCAAGAGUCGGGCAUGGGCAAUAUUUGCCAACCAAGCCCUUACAUCAAGACCGAACCCUACAGCCUGCCAAUCCGAAGCAUGGCCGAUAUCCCUCAUAUUGGGUCUCUUGCUGCGCCCAAUCCACAUUCCCAGCAAUCUGGGUCUUCAUACCCCCAGAUAACGACCCUCCAUGCAGACAUGGUUCCCUAUACGCCGAUUGCUACCUUCCAGGAACCGUCGGCUGGAUAUCAACAUGCCAGCAGCUCUCACAUGGCUUGGACACCCAUAAAAAAUGAGCCCCAGCCUGAUACACAUGAACAUGGUG
Aspergillus ochraceoroseus IBT 24754 is the source of this 616-nucleotide messenger RNA. RefSeq lists its product as uncharacterized. The record is from RefSeq and is a predicted model, not a curated record. Lineage: Eukaryota; Fungi; Ascomycota; Eurotiomycetes; Eurotiales; Aspergillaceae. The transcript is spliced from 2 exons. The annotation marks the transcript as partial.